CGGCUGCUUCUGUCUGAAUAGCAGCAGCUACGUGUAGCUGCGUGGUUUUAGCUCGUGGUUUUAGCGAAAGAGUAAUUCAGUCUGUCAUUUCUUCCUUUUGUUGAUCAUCUUCAGAAAGUUUAGUAAUGGCGAACGAUUCUGUGAAACUCUCCAAAAACUUGCUACGCAUGAAGUUCAUGCAGAGAGGUCUGGACGCAGAGACGAAGAAGCAGCUGGAAGAAGAUGAGAAGAGGAUCAUCAGUGAUGAACACUGGUACCUGGACCUGCCGGAGCUUAAAGCUAAAGAGAACUUGAUCGUAGAGGAGAAGAGUUUUGUUCCCUGUGAGGACCUGAAGUAUGGACGCAUCUCGUUCAAGGGUUUCAAUCCAGAAGUCGAGAAACUGAUGGCUCUGAUGAAUCCAAAGGAUGAAGAGGAGAAAGAGGAAGAGGAGGUCAGCCGGAUGCAAACGGACGUCACAGAUGAAGAAAUGGCUCUGAGGUACGAGAGUUUAGUCGGAAGCAUGAAGAAGAAGUUUGCAAAGAAGCGUCAGAGAGCAGCAACAGAAGAAGAAGAAGAAGAAGAAGACCUCAACCACAACGUUCUAGAAACCAACACAAAGAGGGUCUUUCUGAAGCCGCAGGACUGAACCCACCUGUGUUUGCAGAACUGAGCAUCAGUGGCUGUUGUGGAGCAGCGUGCGCCGUGUUUUAAGGCUGAUUGGAUGUUAUACAUCCUGUAUGUUUUUGUUUUUUUUUUAAAGAGAGAGACUGCUGAGAGAGUCAUGAACAGUGUUUUUACAGUUUGUGCAGAGACCCUCAUUAAAUGCACAGCGCAGUGUAUUCGUACGUCUGUGGGUUCUUUAAAUAGCUCUGGAAGCGGCAGUUUAGCAUUUUGGGAAAGACAUCUCCUGACUUUUCAGAGGUGAAGACGUUUGAGUCUGACAGUAAAACCAGAUGCAGAAUAACACCAGACUGAUCUGAGCCUCUGGACGACUGAACUUCAAACAUCUCAAAGCACCAACAAACAUACAUACAAAGAAAACAAAGUUAGAAUUGUAUCCGAGUUACAUAAAAAAUUAAUAUCAAAUAAACACUCAACUAAAUACAUCAAAGAAAAAUGGGAAUCAGAAUUUAAGAUAAAAAUCAUGGAUGAAGAGUGGCUAAACGUGGAAAAUACACCACACAGCCACUAAUUCACGGAUCUGGAGGGAGUUCUCCUGGAAAAACCUGAUACGUUUUUUUUUUAUUUCACCCAAGGUCAAGAGGAAACAGCUGAACAAAAAUGUGCCUUGUUGGAGAGACUGUGGAAUAAUGAAUGUGGAUCACUCGCACAUUUUCUGGAAAUGUGAUAAAAUCAGAUGGUUCUGGAAAAUGUUACACGAUGCAUUGCUGAGAAUACUUGGAUAUAAGAUUCCAAUGUCUUUUACAGUGUUGUAUUUGUGUAACCUAUGUGUAGAAAAUAUAAGAACAAAGGAUAGAUACCUGGUAAAAAUACUACUAAUAGCAGCUAAGAGAGCUAUCACGAAGAAAUGGGGAAGGGAAGACGCCCCUACACAAGAACAAUGGACUCACCUGGUAGAGGAAAUCUACACAAUGGAAAAAACGAUACACCGCUUCAGGCUACAGGAAGCUCAGUUCAAAGAGAAAUGGAUGAAAUGGACAAUAUUUAUGACUAAACAACGACAAAACAAAAAACUUGAUUGAGGAAAAGAAAAUGGAAUAUGGACAGAUUGCUUUGAAAGUGUCUCCCGUGUGUUUUUCUGUGUUUUAGUAUUAUUUUGAUCCACCUUUGUAAAAGAAAAAUUCUCAAUAAAAACCAAAGUGAAAAAAAAAAAGCACCAACAAACAAGAGUCCUCUGACCUCCAUCACCACAUGACCGUGAUGUAAGAUAAGAUAAGACUUUAUUUAUCCCCAGCCGGGGACGUUCAGGUGUGGCAGGCAGCAGCAAUAGCAACAGAAUAAAAAAUAAACAAAAUAAAAGCGGACUAUAUGUAUGUACAUUUUAUACAAAGGACUAUAUAAAACAAAAAAUAUGUUGUAGCGGCACGACUUUCCCAUGAGCCUCAGCUCCUGCUGAGUCCUGCUGGUUCAAGGUCGGUGUGUUCGGCGAGGCUCACGAUGAAGGCGUCGAACACGGCGGCGGGACAGCAGCGGUGGACGAACGGGAGCAGCCAUCCCAUGUGCCCGGGGGUGUACACGGGUUUGGGAUGAACUGACAGCAGAGCGUGACAAAUGUCGUCCACCACAGGAGACAAGUCCUCCAGAGACCGCUGGGACAUUUUGGACAGACUGUCGGGGAGGGACGAGAUGUACGCCUCCCCAUAAUCC
This is a messenger RNA of Chelmon rostratus (copperband butterflyfish), 2308 nucleotides long. RefSeq names its product M-phase phosphoprotein 6 (gene mphosph6). Bases 126 to 626 code for a protein of 166 amino acids. The transcript is spliced from 5 exons. The record is from RefSeq and is a predicted model, not a curated record. Gene Ontology annotation, biological process: maturation of 5.8S rRNA. NCBI's taxonomy places the organism in Eukaryota, Metazoa, Chordata, Actinopteri, Chaetodontiformes, Chaetodontidae.